AUGGCGAUUGCGUUCGCUCUGCCCAACUCCCACAGCGACAGCAGCAGUACAGGAGAAGUGUCCUUUCCUUUUCCCUCCUCCUCCUCCUCCUCCCACGCCCACCACCAAACCCCCGACCAAACCCCGUCAUUCCCCUCCCGCGCGUCUCACCACCCCCCCAGGUCCCACCUCCCCUCAGCUUCAGUAGACCUCGACCCCAGAUCGCACCUCCCCUGGAACCAGCCGCCUGACGCCUCCCCCAUGAGCCUCGCAGGCUGGUUCCCCUCCUCCUCCUCCUACCAGGAACCUUCCGAGCACUCAAGUGAGGGAGGAGGGGGGAUGGGGGAGGGGGAGGCGGGGCUGGGCGGGGUUGCUCCGCGGACCCCCCCCAAGCGCACCGUUUCGGGGGUUGAUCCGCGGACGAGCAGCCGCGUGUCCCCAGAGAAGUGGGGGAAUGGGGGGAUAGGGGGAGCUGGGGGGGAAGGGGCGGGCGGAGGGUCGGGGGGACUGCAAGGGCGGGGAGGAGAGGUGGGAAGGGGUUCGGGAAGGUGGAGAACGAUAGGUGUACCGGCCAGCAGGAGCGAGGAGGCGUCUGAGGGCGCUCAGAGGAUCAGCGUGGGGGCGGGGAGAGGCGCACCAGAGCGACCUGCCACUGCCGCCCCUGCUCCUUCCGCCUCUGCCUACGCUGCUGAACGCGCUGCUGACGCUGCUGACCGUGCCACCGCUGCUGCGGCUGCGGCGGCUGCUGCUGCGUCUGGAGGUGCAGGCAUGGAUGGUGCUAGCACCCCCCGGCAGCGGCUAUUCAACCGGGCUAACAGCGACCCUGAGCCUAGAUCGCCGGGGGACCCGCGCCCCAACACCAGCAGCGGCGCGCUUGGGGGGCCUGCAGGCAGGGGGGAUGGCGGAGGCGGAGGCGGAGGGGGGCGGGGGGGUGGGGAGUCGUCACUGGCGCGGCAGGUGCUGAGCAAGUGGCGGCACAAGAUAGACUCGCGGCGCCCUGGCACCCCCCCCACCGUGCCCAAGAAAGACUUUCCCCCGCGCCCCCAUGCCCCAGGGGAGAACCACCACCAGCACCAGCAGCACUCGCAGCAGCAGCAGCAUGGCAGUAACAGUAGGUUGAUGGCAGGGGGUGGGGCGGGUGAGGGAGGGGGCGGGGCAGGUGCUGCUUCGGGGGAGCUGUGGGGCGGCAGUGGGCGGCCUUUGUCAGCUGCUUCCCGCACGUCGUCCAACAUAGAGGGCAUGCUGCGCGGAGGGGAGGGGGGCGCGGGGAGGCGCUUGCAGAAUGUGCGGAUGCUUGGAAAGGGGGGAGGCGCAGGGGGAGGGGGAGGAGAAGGAGGGGCGGAUGUGAUGCAGGUGUGGGGGGGGGAGGAGAGCGAGGGGGAGGACGGUGUUUCUGCUGCUGGAAGUGUUGCUGGUGGUGGUGGUGCACAUGGGAGAGAGGAGAGGGGGGCAGCAGCGGCCCCCCAUGGCGCUGGUCCGCGGGGGGGCGCUGCCCCAGGGGCAGGGCGGGGGCACCAGCGGCGCAUGUCAUGGCAGCAACCCAUGGAGCAGCGCGAGCAGCAGCAGCAGCAGCAGUCGCAGGUGUGGCAGAACCAAGGGGAGAUGGAUGGCGGACAGAAGAGCGCAGGGCAGCAGCGGGUGCCAGGAGUGGGGAGAGGGGAGGGGGGUAUGGGCGGAAGGGCAGGGCCAGGGGGGAGAAUGGGGGGUAGAGGGCGGGGAGGUGGAGGGGCAGGCGGGGAGGGGAUGGGGGGAGGAAGGGGAGUGGGGGGAGGCGAGGUGGGGGGGGCGGCGGGCAGUGUGGAUGAGGGGUAUGGGGAGGAACGGCGGGGGCGGGAGAGGUAUGGGGGGCAGAAGGGUGGCGGGGGGGACUCGUCCCCCGUGGAGAACGCUGCAAAGAACAUUGUGUCUAAAUGGCGCAAGUUCGUUAAAUCCUCUGUUAUCCUAUUCAGUACUCGUCUGUCCGUCAUCCACUCUCCCUCACCCCAUUACUCUAUCUGCUGCCGACUCGCCGUCCCCACCCACCUUCUUCCCAACCGACUCCCCCGACCACUCCCCCCCUGGCAGCAGAGUGGCAGUGAAGCGCGCCUGCAGAGGCGCUUCUCAGACAAGUCCCGCGCCCCCCUCCCCCCCCACGCUGCCCGCAACUCCACCCCUCCUCGCCUCGCCCCCCCUGCGCCCUCCGCCCCGCACCACUCCUCUCUCCGCCCCUCCUCCCCCUCCCUACGCUCUUCCUCCCCCUCCCUACGCCCGUCCUCCCCGUCCCUCCGCUCCUCCGCCCCCUCCCUCCGCCCUCCAUCCCCUUCCCCACGCUCCCCUUCCCCGUCCAUCCGCCCUCCAUCCCCCUCCAUGCGCCCCUCCUCCCCCCCCACGUCCUCGCCCUCCUCCAUCACAUCAGCCUCUAGCUUCGCCUCUUCCUCCCUUGCCUCCUCCGCCGCCCCCCCGUUGCUGUCCAAGUUUCCCCGAAGUGCUUCCACUGCUGCCCCUAACACCGCUGUAGGCCCGGUUUACUCCGACCCUACAAUAGCACCAUCCAGUCGCAACAGAUUCCCCAGGCCUCACGCCGAACCUGCCACAUCUACAGGUUCGGCAGGCUCCUCCACGUCGCCGCCACUUGUCAGGUCCGUUACUGCUUCGGGGUCAGGCCCGGGAGGCCUUGGCUCGGCCCAUGGUAAGCCGGCAGGUUCGGGGCGCAAGCCAGUGGACAUAUCUCAGGCUCUGAACAACCUGCUGUCGCUGCUAAGCCCGGAGGAGCAGCAGAAGCUGAAGCAGUCAUGGAGCCUUCUAGACAGCAGCGCAGCAGCAGGGGGAGGAGGUGGGGGAGGGGGAGGUGGCGCAGGGGGCAUGGGCGCAGGGUUGUUGCUCGCGGGGGAGGGAGGGGAGGGGGUGCAUAAGCAGCUGAGCGCGCAGCAGGAGCAGCAGCAGCAGCAGAUGCGGCUGCAGCAGGUGAAGCAGCAGCUGCUGCAGCAGAGGGGCGGGCAGGUGGGGGGCAUGGGGGGGAGGGGAGCUGGCGCAGGGGGAAGGGCAGGGGGAAGGGGAGGCGGAAGGGGGCACAGGCGGCAGCGGACAGAGGGUGGGCUGGUUCUGGGCGGUUUCGGUGGGGAUCUGGGGUUGGGGGAGACGGGGAUUGAGGGGGGGAAAGAGUGGGCGGAGAGGGGGGUGGAUGUGAGGGAGGGUGGGGGAGGGAGAGGGGUGGGGGCGGCAGGGAGAGGAGGGAGAGGGGGAAGAGGGGGGCGAGGGUCACUGGAUGACUGGGAUGGGGGGGUGGGGCGGACAGGGGCAGGUGAUGUGAAGGGAUUGCAAGUCCUGGGACCGGAAGGGACGGCUGGAGCAGCAGCAGCAAGAGGAGCAGCAGGGGGACGAGGAGGGGGAGGACGGGGGGCAGCAGGCGGGAGGCUAGGAGCAGUACGGGCGGGGGGAAGAGGGGGGGUGGGAGGGGAAGGGAGGGCAGGGAGGGGGCGGCACCAGCGCACGCGGUCAGACUUUGUGAUUGGCGGGGUGGAUAUGAGCCUUGACCUGGGCGCGGGGUUGGGGUUGGGGUUGGGGGCGGGAGUGAGCAGUGCAGGGCGUGCUAGCAUGGAUGGACCUGGGCAGGCCAGAGGGGCAGGCAGAGAGCACAGCGGCGCAAGAGAGGGCGCAGGGCGGGAGGGGGUGGGGAGGGCGCAAGCAGCAGGUGGGUUGGGUGCGGUGGGGAGGAGUGGGGGCGGCAAGGGGGAAGGUGAGGAGCGGAAUGGGCGACUGCUGCGGAGCCGGUCGGGUGCUGCUGGGCUGCUGGAGGCGCAUGGGGAUGGGGAGAGGAGCGAGAGGAGUGAGAGUGGCGAGCAUGAGAGGCGCGGGAGGGGGGGAGAGGAGGACAGGAGUGUGUCAGUGGGGCGGCGCAGGGAGGUGGGGUGGGCAGACCUUGAUCAGGAGGUGCAAGGGGGAAUGGGGGACGCGAGAGGCGGGGGGGAGGCGAGAGGCAUGGGGGAGGCGAGAGGCAUGGGGGAGAGAGGCAUGGGGGAGAGAGGCAUGGAGGAGAGAGGCAUGGGGGAGAGAGGCAUGGGGGAGAGGGAGACACUGUUGCGAGCAAGGUCGUCCCGGGAAGGUGGAGCGCGCGGGCUGCUGCUGGGGGAUCUGGAAGGGGGUGCAGGGGAGGAGCGCACAGGCGGGGCAGCAGCAGCAGCAGGUGCAGCAGGUGGGGCAGGGACGGGGACGGUGGGUGGGGGGAGGGCGCGGGGGGAGCUGACUCGAUCCCGGUCUCAGAAGGAGGGGGGUUCCCGAGGGGUCAUGUUUGCUGAUACGGUGGAAGAUUCGCGGAAGGAGCAGGCGAGUGAGGGAGUGAGAAGGCGACUGUCUGAUCCACCGCGCGACCAUCACAGUCAAGGUCAAGCGAGUCAACUGAGUCAAGCGAGUCAAGCGAGUCAAGCAAGUCAAUACAGUCAAGGCAGUCAAGAGAGCCAAGCAAGGCGGCAUGUGAGAGAGGCAAGCGAGGACAUGGGGGACGAUGUGGUGGACGCCAGGCCCCUCGUGCACGUCCCCGCCCCCCUGCUGCCGCCCUCCCCCCGCCCGUCCCUGCCCAGUCAAGCCAGUCAAGGCAGUCAAGGGACGCAGCCAGGGCAGCAGCAGCAGCAGGGUGAGGGGGGGUGGGAGCCGAGGCAGCAGGGGGUGCAGCAGAGGGCGCAGCAGGGGGUGCAGCAGCAGGGGGGGCGUGGGGGGAGGAAUGGGAGGGAAGAUUCAAUGGAUCUGGAUGACGACGUUGUGAAUGCCGUGCCGCUGGCGCCUCUAGACAGGGCCACUGCUGUUGUGGAUGAGGAGGAGGAGGAGGAGGGAGGUGAGUCGGUGAGUGAGAAGGGCAGCCCGGGGGUGAUUACGGGGAGGAGUGGCGAGGGGGAGGAGCAGGAGGGGCGGCAGCAGCAGGGGCAGGUGCAGCAGCAGUCAGGGGGAGCAGAGUUGGUGCAUUCGCCACAGGUGAUAUCGCCGCGACUACCAGCAGCGGCAGGGGGGGCAGGGUUGGGGGCGAUGGGCCUUGUAGCUGCAGCAGCACGGCGGCAGCAGCAUGUGAACCCGUGGCAGCAGACCCGCGAGAUGGAGGACAUUCUAAUGCCCUCCCGCGACCUCUCUCCCGCCCGCCCCUCCUCCUCCUCCACUGCUGCUGGUGCCGGUGCUGCCGGCGGUGCGGGCAGGGGCAAGGGCGGCAAGGCAGGCAGCAGCAGCAGCAGCAGCAGCAGCGCGGCAGUGCUGCGGUCGACGUCGGUGAGAGAAACCUCCUCCACCCGCCCGGGCUUCUCUGUUGAACUGCCCUCGCACCCCCACCACCCACACCACCACCACCCCGUGCACAACCACGUGGGAGCAGCAGCAGCCGCCGCAGCGGCAGACAGGGACGGGCAGGUGAGUUCCCGAGGGAGCUCACGGCCGGACACACCUGCGUCGCGCCCCGACACACCGUCGUCCCGCCCCGCCACACCCUCGUCCCCGGGGUUCAUUAUGACGCCCCGGGGGGGGCUGCGCCUGUCACGGCGCCUCAUGGGCGUGGAGGGCGCAGAGGACCUUAUGAGGGCUGCUCUCGCCCGCCUGCAGCACCACUCGCACGCCGCUCCCUCAGGUGCCCCCUCAGGUGCUUUUCCAGGUGCUGUUGUGUCACCGAGGCGUGGGGCGGUCGCAGUGGUAGCAGGUGCAGUGGGAGGGAGGGAUGGGGAGGGGGAGGUGGCUGUGUACGGCAGCUGGGCGGGAGGAGGACUGGCUGAGAAUGCUGCCGACUCGCUACAGUCCCUUGCCGCCCAGGUCUCUGCCGGCCGGUUGCCGGCCAGGCCAGGAUCCAGUGGAGGGAACCGACCGGUCACUGUAGCUCCAGCUACAGUGGCCCCUGCCGCCCGGCCAUCCUCUCGCCCUAUGGGGAUGCGGCCGGCAGCUUUGGAUCUUCCUGCCGGCCGGCCAGGGUCACCAUUGGCCAGCGGAGCAACAGCAACAGCAACAGCAGGGGGGGCAGGAGCAGCAGCAGGCGGCCCGCAUGGCUCUCAUCAUCUCCCAUCUGACUCUGUGAGCCCUCCCCUCUCCAGCAGCCUCUCUCCUGCUGGCCUCAGCUCCCCCGAAUCCGCCCUCUCCAGCCCGCCCCUGGCCGAGGUGGCAGUGUGGGCGCCGGGGGAAGGGAGUGUGGGUGGGGAGAGAAUGGGGUCUGGUGGGGGUGCUGUGGGCGGGCAAGGAGAGGGGCUGUCGUUCUGGGGGCAUGGGAAUGACGAGACCAGCAGUUACCACAACCACUAUCCGCAGCAACAUCAGCAGGAUGAGCAUCCGCACCAGCACCAGCAACAAUGGCAACAACAAAGUCGGCAGCACCAGCAGCAGCAAGAGCAGCAGGAGCAGCAGCUGCAGGAGGGGAGAUUGGAGUCGGGUCAAGGCCCAUGGCUGGGAGCAGCAGCGAGUGAAGCAGAGAGGGGGGCAGGAGGGGGAGCAGGCGCAGGAGGGGAGGUGUGUGGGAGCCCAGAGGGGUCGGUGGGGGUGUGCUCGCUGGUGGACGUGUGCUCGCCCGUGUACAGUGCAGACGAGGGCAGCGUUGUCCUGGGCGGCGGCGGGCGGCGGUUGUCACGGCAUUCCAGCCGGGCGUCUAUAGGGUCGCCUGAGGCUGGGGCGGGCGGGGGGAGAGGGGGAAAGCGGGGCGCAUGGGGCGUGGGGCGGAUUUUGGAGGGCGGGGAGGUGGGGGUGAGUGGGGGAGGGGAAGGAGGGGCGGAGGGGAAGCGGGCAAGGGCGAAAGUGGGGGAGAGAAAAGGGGAGGGGGAGGAGGGUGAGGAGGGGGAAGGAGAGGCGCAUGGAAGAGGCAGUCAGGAAGCCGAUGCCUUUGAGUUUGACAUGGACGAUGCUGACGUGGCUGCAGCCCGGGAUGGCCCGGCUGGCGCUGACGUGGCACGGGACGGCCGGCCCUCGACCAAUGGGGCACUGCCAGGGGGGAUGGGUGGGGACAUGGGGAGCAGCAGCAUGGGCAUGGAUGGUCACAUGCAUGGGGCCAUGCAUGGUGAUGGCUCCUCACACAUGAUGAUGAAUGGCAUGCCCAUGCCCCCACCUAAUGGUGCCCCACAAUUUCCCGGGCAGGUCUUCCCCCCCGGGAUGAUCCCAGACAUGAACGGGCAGCAGCAGCUCAUUCCCGGGCAGAUGUUUCCAGACCCCUCUCAGCCCUUCCCCCAAGGAGACCAGCAAUUUCCCUUUCUUGGGCAGCCCUUCCCUCUGCCCGGAUACCCAUUCCCUCUCCCCGGUCAAUCCAUGCCGGAAGGCAUGCAGGGGCAGCUUCCUCCCGGGCAGUUCCCCGGGCAACCUCCCCAAAUCCCCGGCUUCCCUGCCGGGUUUCCGGGCGGCAUGCUGCCGGGGCAGCUGGGCGGCAUGAUGCCGCCCGAGAUGCUCCCGGGGCUACAGUGCCCGCGGUUCAUACUGCGCCGCCCGUAUCGCAACAUCGAGCGCGAGUACAUGCUGCAGGAGAGGGCGCCCCUGGGCACGGGGCAGUUUGGCAUCAUCCGCAGCUGUGUGAAGCUCAAGACCGGGGAGGUGCUGGCGUGUAAGAGCAUCAGCAAGAGCACCUUCCAGUACGCGGACGAUGCGGAGGCGGUGGGCAUGGAGGUGGCGGUGAUGGAGAUGCUGAACGGCCACCCGCACAUCAUACGCAUACGCGAUGCCUUUGAGGACUCCCGGGACGUGCACAUAGUGAUGGAGAUGUGCACGGGCGGUGACCUGCACGACCGAGUGAAGACGCACGGGCCGUACAGCGAGGAGGGCGCGGCUGCCGUGCUGCGCGGGCUGGUGGAGGCGCUGCUGUGCUGCCACGGGAAGGGCAUCAUGCACCGCGACGUCAAGCCCGAGAACGUGCUCAUCUGUGACACGCAGGACGACACAAGGGUCAAGCUGAUCGACUUUGGAGUCGCCACGUUCAUCGAGCCAGAGGUCAUCCCUCAUAGCUCAUCACUCUCUGUGGCUGCUGAGACAGCACACGGGUCUCUGUGUUGCCAUGUGUUCCCAGUCAUCCAUCCAUCCCGGCAUUGUCCUCCCACCCCCCUGCAUGCACGCGUCCUGCGUGGAGUUGAUGCGUCCUGCAUGGAGAAUGUGGGCACGCCCAUGUGCAUCGCCCCCGCCUCUGUGCUGCCGUUCACCCCGAAUCCAUCCAUCCAUGUUUCCCCCACAUACUCUGUCCUGCCCCCUGCCCCUGCCAGACGCGUCCUGCAUGGAGUUGAUGCGUCCUGCAUGGAGUUCGUGGGCACACCCAUGUACAUCGCCCCGGAGGUCAUCACCGGCGCGCACGGCCCCGAGGCCGACAUCUGGUCGGCGGGCGUCGUCUUAUACAUCCUGCUGUGCGGCAUGCCGCCCUUCUGGGCGUCCACCAAUGAGGCCAUCUUCCAGGCCAUCAAGGAGAGUGAGGUGUCCUUCUCCUCGCCGCGCUGGCAGACCAUAUCGGAGAGCGCCAAGAACCUUGUAAAGAGGAUGCUUACAAAGGAUCCCAAGAUGCGCAUCCUGGGUGCUCAAGUGCUCGAGCACCCGUGGGUGAAAUACAUGACUGAUAGGGAGGAGCCGUGA
Closterium sp. NIES-65 is the source of this 8508-nucleotide messenger RNA. NCBI's taxonomy places the organism in Eukaryota, Viridiplantae, Streptophyta, Zygnematophyceae, Desmidiales, Closteriaceae. The record is from the annotation of a GenBank genome assembly.